Messenger RNA from Paramormyrops kingsleyae, 2173 nucleotides. Its product is annotated as R-spondin-2-like. NCBI's taxonomy places the organism in Eukaryota, Metazoa, Chordata, Actinopteri, Osteoglossiformes, Mormyridae. The record is from RefSeq and is a predicted model, not a curated record.
GUAUGAGUCAAGACCCACGGGGGGUUUUUAAAAACAUGCAUGUCGUCUAAGAGAACCCCACAUCCUCAUGUGAGACGAACAAACGCCCAACUAAAAAAAAGACAAACUAUGAAAACCUAUGGUACUACUUAACCUCAACCGAGCGCAGAUGUAAACUAUUCAAAAUCAGGAUGCUUGUUCCUCCAUUUGUCUGCUGCGAAUAAAGCUGCUAUAAGGUUUUAAUUGUAGGUUAUCAUAAGUGACCGCGAUUCUAAAUAAGGACAAGCUUUCAAUCAGGAGAUCGGAGGAUGAAAGGGUUAUUUGAAACGAGUGGUUGAGGGGAAAGGUUGUACUCCAAACAGAUCUGUUGACCAACUUUCGCGCAGGAGAGAUGCUGCCUGCGCCGAGCUCGCAGUUUUACAGAAGGAGCUGCAGCUUAGUGAAGCGGACUCGCCUCUAAUUAAUAAAGCAAACGAGGGGACAUCCAGGACAAUUUUACGCGCCUCAUAAAAUGUUAUCCCUUAAAGACUUUAAACGAAUUUGUCGCGGCUCGUCUGUGACUUUUUGGAAUCCGCAUAUGAUCUGAUUUUUUUUUUCUUCGAAGACUUCUGCAUAAAAACUACGUAUAAAAGGAGGAAGAAGAGCGGAAAAUUAUAGUAAUAUUGACACUUGUGAUUCGGGUGUGAAGAGCUCAGGCACAGCUGUCCAGAUGCAGUUUCGACUUUUCUCUUUGGCUCUUAUCGUCCUGAACUGCGUGGAUCAUAGUCACUGUCAGCCGCACCACUGGAAAAGGAGCAAAAGAGCCAGCAAUGCCGCCUCCCCCAUCUGCAGGGGCUGUGCCUUCUGCUCCAAUGACAACGGCUGCCUGACCUGCCAGCCGCGGCUCUUCCUCUUCCUGCGCCGCGAGGGCAUGCGGCAAUAUGGCGAGUGCCUGCACGCCUGCCCGCCGGGAUUCUACGGCCUGCGUGGGCCGGACUUCAGCAUCUGCUCCAGGUGUCGGCUAGAGAACUGUGAGUUCUGCUUCAGCAAGGACUUCUGCACGAAGUGCAGGGCGGGGCAGUACCUGCACAGAGGCCGGUGCUUUGAGGAGUGCCCUGCAGGUUUAGCCCCUCUGGAGGACAGCAUGGAGUGUGGCGAUGGCUGUGAGGUUGGUCCGUGGAGCGACUGGGGCACUUGCACCCGGAGGAACAGAACCUGUGGAUUCAAAUGGGGCCUGGAGACCCGCACCCGGCCCAUCGUCAAAAAGCCCCCCAGGGACUCGAUACCCUGCCCCACCAUAGCCGAGUCCCGGAGGUGCAGAAUGCCCAAACGACACUGCCGAAAAGGGUCAGGGAAACAACGUUCCAAACAUCAGGACAGUUCCUCUACGAGGAGAGACUCAAAAAGGAAGUCACAGAAGAGUCUACGGGCCCAGGCACAGGACCAGCACAGCGCUCACCUGUCUACGGCUAGGCCACGCCCCCGUCACCGCCGAUUCGCCAGCUGGGACAAGGCCGCCGCCCCUCAGUGCCAGGCUCCUCUGUCCCAGUAACCUCGCGGGCCCCGGCUGUCCAUCUGUGGCGCACAAAUCCGGCGGCAUCGCUCUCUGUGAUCUUGAUUCUGAGAAGGUGAAUUGCGGCGAAACAGCGCUGGCCUGAUAACCCAUCAGAAAUGAGGACAGGAAGAAGCCUGAUAAGCCCAGCACUGCGACUUAGGGGGGGAGUGCAGAAUGUCAUACAGGAAACCAAAGGAUCGAAAUGGAGCCAAGAAAUGGGGGCAUUUGUAUAAACAUAUUUUUUCUGAUGGAGAUAGUUUCAUAUACAGCCCUUAUGUUUAUAAUAAUAUGUACAUUUGAGAAUAAUGUAUACAGAAACCAUCCAUAGGCUGCAGUGUAUGUUUUUUUUUUCUCAGCACAUAAAAUGAUUACUUCAAACUGCUUUUUGCUGUUAAUGUACAUUGUGGAAAUUCUGUCCUUUGGCUAAGCAUGGCAAUUCUGUUGUGUACAAAGUGCUGAGUAGGUGCUUAAAUAUUCUUAAAAAUGAAAAGUUUUUUCAGUACUUCCGCUGUGUUCAGAAUGUAUAAACAUUAAAAUUAUAAUAUGCAAACACAUAGCAGCCACAUUUAUACCAUUUGUAUGGUAUCUGGGAAUUAUUUAUUUUUUUUAACUGUGUUCUUUUUUUUUCUUUUUUUUUGAAUGUUUGUAGAACAUUCUUUC